Molecule: messenger RNA, 3384 nt
Organism: Gavia stellata (red-throated loon)
Lineage: Eukaryota; Metazoa; Chordata; Aves; Gaviiformes; Gaviidae
Gene: ANGEL1
Product: angel homolog 1
Exons: 10
Coding region: 1-2028 (675 amino acids)
Molecular function (GO): 3'-5'-RNA exonuclease activity
Source: RefSeq, a predicted model, not a curated record
AUGAUCGGCACGGUGCUCUGCUACGUGCUGCUGCCGGCGGCGCGGCUCCUCCGGGCCCUCCGAGAUGCUUUCUUUACCUGUCGAAAGAAUGUGCUUCUGGCGAAGAGCACGUCCACCCAGAUAGAAGGCGUCUUUGCUGCGACCACAGGAAGGUCGGUUCCAGAAGAGGAAGAAGCCCUUCUCCAGCAGUGGCUGGAGGAAGGAGCAGGGAAUUUGCCAGCCAGUGAGAGUGUUCCAGCAGUGGGGAAAGUAUCAGUUACGCUCACUAGUGACUGGUUAGAAGGUUCAGAGCUAUUGAUGACUAGCCUCAGUGACCUGAAUUUGGCUCCGGAAGUCACCCAGUGUGCUGGUCAGCAGUUCACAGAGCUACAUGUCUUGGCUUCUUCAGAACUGCAAGAUCAUGCAGUAACUGAACUGACAAAAUUACCAGCAGAGGAAACAGUGCCUAUAGCAGGCAGUGCCCCUUGGGCAGCUGUGGUGCCACAGACGGAUCACCAGAUAGCUGGCAGUGCCACUAUCAGUGUAGAAGUGCAGAAUGAAGACCCAGCUGUGCUGGCCUGGAGUUUAGCACGUGAUGCAGAGACAGUGCCAAUGGACCCCUCAGCCUGGCCCAUUCAGGAUACGGUACAAUUUUGUCCUCUCCCAACAGAGGUACCCUACCAUGAGAUUUUAUGGAGAGACUGGGAGGAUCUUUCUGUCCAGCCCUGUGUGCUAGAGCAGGUCUCGAAAAACACUCCUCUCUUUGAAUUUCGAGUCAUGUCUUACAACAUCCUUGCCCAGGACCUGGUGGAGCAGGGCCUUGAUCUCUAUGUACACUGUCAUCCAGACAUCCUGAAGUGGAACUACCGCCUUCCAAACCUUUUGCAGGAGAUCCAGCACUGGGAUCCUGAUGUUCUGUGUCUGCAGGAGGUGCAAGAGAACCAUUACCGGGAGCAGCUGGAACCGAUAUUCAAGGAGAUGGGCUUUGCAUGCUUCUAUAAACGGAGGACUGGGACGAAGACAGAUGGCUGUGCAGUGUGCUAUAAGCACAGCAGGUUCCAGCUGAUCAGCCUCAGUCCCAUAGAGUACUUCCGGCCUGGCCUGGACGUCCUCAAUCGGGAUAACGUGGGCUUGGUGCUGCUGCUGCAGCCUCUGCUCCCAGAGGGCCUAGAUCUGAAGGCAAUCAGUCCUUUGUGUGUGGCCAACACUCAUGUGUUGUUUAAUCCCCGGCGGGGAGAUAUCAAACUGGCCCAGAUGGCCUUGCUCCUAGCAGAGAUCGACAAGAUUGCAAAAACUACUGAAGGCAGCUACUAUCCUGUAAUCUUGUGUGGAGACCUGAACUCUGUACCUGAUUCUCCACUCUACAAAUUCAUCCGGAAUGGUGAACUUUCCUACCAUGGGAUGCCAGCCUGGAAGGUGUCUGGUCAGGAAGACUUUUCCCAACAGUUGUAUUCACGGAAACUGCUGGCCCCAUUGUGGCCGAGCUCACUGGGUGUAACAGACAACUGCCAAUACGUCACCCUGUGCCUGCCAAAGAAACUAGGCAGACAUAAGUACAGCCGGGACUUCCUGCUCCAGUUUCGUUUUUGCGAUGUUGCCUGUGAACGGCCACCGCAGCUGGUCCUCUUGGAAGGUGUGACAGAUGCUAAACCAGACCGCCCUGCACACUGGCCCAAGCCUGCUGCCGUGGUAAAAGACCCUGAUCCCCAGCCAUUCGUCCCAAGGUCUUCAGGCGUUAUCCAGCAUGGCCUCAACCUGACCUCUGUCUACAGCCACUUCCUGCCACAGAGAGGACGCCCGGAGGUCACAACGAUGCCCAUGGGGCUUGGAGCCACCGUUGAUUAUAUCUUCUACUCGGCAGAGCCUGUGGAGAAUGGGAACAGGGGGGGUCGCAGGCUGUACCAGGAUGGAGCCCUGAAGCUGCUUGGCCGCCUUUCCCUUCUCUCUGAAGAUGUCCUGUUGCUGGCAAAUGGCUUACCAAAUUCUUUUUGUUCAUCUGAUCAUCUCUGCCUACUGGCUAGCUUUGGCUUGGAGAUCUCCGGCCUCUGAGAGGGUUAGUGUUAGUUCCCCUUUCCCUAAAGAAAAUCUGUUCUGAAUACAGCAGUUGAGGCUCUGGAUUGCACAACCUGCUUGCAAGAAAACUCUUUUCCUUAUCAUGCCCUGAAAGUCCCUUUCUCCCCUCAUACCCUCACAAAAAGCAGGGAUGGGAGAGUUGGAGCGCUUUUUGCAUUGGUAUUUUGUGGGUCUCUGCAAACCUGAGCUGUGUUCCCAGUGGGCUUCCAGAUGUAUUCAGGCAUUACCAUCUCUUAAAGGGAUCCUUGUUCCACUGCUUUGUUUAGCAGAUGUUUUAGUGCUGUGGGAACCAACAUAACUCUCAUGUUUAUUUGUUCUAGUGUGAGAUCUUCAAGGAGCUGGGAAAGAGGGGCAACGCUGCCUACUUCUGGUUAGUUAAUUGCUACCAAGGAGCAGGGGAUGUAUACACCAAUCAAAACAAUGGUUCUUUUAAUUUCUCAGUGAUAGUUCAUGAAGUAUGGUCCUUCCAGGACUAGUUGUCGUGUUGCCUUUGAGAGUGUUGGCUCUGCUAACUGCUUGGAAAUGGCUUUUACUUAAUAAUGUGUACGGGCUGCCUUGCUGGCAGAAGGGUUUGUGUAGUUGAACAGUUUCUACAAGAAGCUGCCUGCUGUGACUAAUGGACCAAGGAAUGGGAUUGCGAGGAAUGGAGCCAGGGGUUCUACAGAGCCACCCACAGGAGCUCUAGAACUGCAGCAAAAGCCUAGAGGCCUUGGGGAAGGCUCCCUUCCUUUCUAGCAGCCUCAGAAUGGUACCUAGUUUGGCACUUGUACGAAAAAUAUUUACGAUCCUCCCAGUGAAUAUCAGGUGGAAAAAAUUGUCCCGUAAGGCAUGAUAAGCCCAGGAGGCUAUAGCUCUGGGAGGUUCCAAAAGGGAGAUGAAAAUGGAAGGCAUGUGAGAGGCAGCAGAGCCAUCAGAUGGAAGAGCUGAUACUUGUCACUUGCCCUGCUCUUUCUCUGUGCCCUCCCUAUUCCAUUCAGCCUGCCAGGGGUCAAAUAGCCAACCUGUAGCAUCCCUCUGAGCCAGACUGAAGUUCAUACUACUGCCGCCUUCUGGAGCCGGUCAUGUUUAGGUAGGUAGAACUUGUAGGACUGACUCCUGUUUCUUCACAGGCGUUGGGAGGGAGGGGAAGGCUGUGUAACUUGGAGCCAGAUUGUCAGUGUCUUGAAUCCCAGUGUACCUUUGGUGUCCUAUCAGUGUACUUUUGUCAGUGGUGGCUUGGCCAGUACAAAAGCAAUAGAACUGUACCUGAUCCUAGGGCAGAUUCCCCAGUUCAGCCUGACAUUUGUUGCUCAGUUUUUCCAUGAGAGAUGAGAGCAACAUUGGCAGAAACAU